Hemibagrus wyckioides is the source of this 6408-nucleotide messenger RNA. It is a transcript of the gene pan3, whose product is annotated as poly(A) specific ribonuclease subunit PAN3. Gene Ontology annotation, cellular component: P-body; PAN complex. Gene Ontology annotation, molecular function: ATP binding; metal ion binding; protein kinase activity. Gene Ontology annotation, biological process: nuclear-transcribed mRNA poly(A) tail shortening; mRNA processing; protein phosphorylation. The record is from RefSeq and is a predicted model, not a curated record. The transcript has 18 exons. Lineage: Eukaryota; Metazoa; Chordata; Actinopteri; Siluriformes; Bagridae. The coding region runs from base 485 to 2905 and encodes 806 amino acids.
GUCUGCAUGCAUUCAUUCAUAACACCGCUCUAUAUUUUACUGGUCAGCAUUCCGUAGGGUUCAGGGAUUUUUUAUGCUAAUAGGCACAAUGUUUGCAGAAUACUCGCUUGUUUGUUUGUUUGUGCUUUAAUUGAAGCCCAACAGAGCCCUGGCACUAAUUGCAGAGUUACCCACAAUGCACUGCGACGGUGGUUGGUGCUUUAGCUGAACGGAGCUGGAAAACAACAACAGCGUGAUCUGAGCUGAACAACAGCGCCGAAGCUGCCUUCUUUCUCUUACUUUUCCCCCCGCUUUUUCAACAUUUAAACGUGCACAGUGACCAUUUCGGAAGCGAUGGCCGUCUGACGGUCCGGUGUGGAUUAUACGGUUGAUUAUUCCUUGCCGUUGUUUUUUUUCUCCACAUAUUUGGCUGGGAUUAAAGUGUUUUAGGUUUCCCUAUGUUCGAGCGUCUUCCGGCGGCGGCGGUGGCGGCAUCAGCGGUGCCAUGAAUAGUGGACUCCCGGUCUCGGCUGCUCCGCUCGGCGGUGUCGGAAUACCGGGCGUCAAAGUGAAAUUCUGCCGCUAUUACGCGAAAGACAAGACUUGUUUUUAUGGCGACGAUUGCCAGUUCUUGCAUGAGGAUCCGUCCGCGGCGAAUGCUGUGCACGGCGGAGGAGGAGGAAGCGGCGGAAGCCCGGUGACUUUAGCCCUCGCCGGCGGGGCAGUGAGCACCGCGGCGGCGGCGGUAGCAGGGUACCAGCUCGCUGGGAACGCAGUGGCGACGUGUCCGAGCGGAACUCCGGCGGGUGUCGGGAAAAAGAGUGAUGCCCUCGGGCCUGCAGGAGCGGCUCUGGACGGCCAGUUGUUGAGCAUCACAGGGAUGGACGCUGGGGCACUCAGUGACGCAAAUCUGACCAACUCCUAUUUCAGCAGCAGCUUUAUCGGAGUCAAUGGGUUUGGAAGCCCGGCAGAGUCCAAAUACUCAAUGAUGCAGAGGAUGACCAGCAGCAGCAGCUCCCCAAGUCUCCUUAAUGACGGUGCCAAGAAUUUCAGCCACAGCGCUCAUGAUCCUGUAAGUUCCCCCACUUCCUCCCUGUUUAGCGACUUUGGUGCUUUGAGCAUAACACAGAGGAGAAAGGCUCCUAACCCCGCUGCCACAGAGUUCAUCCCUAAAGGAGCACCGCGCAUGUCCACCAUGUCUCAGGCGGCUGUACCGACGUUCCCCUCGCCGCUGUUCUCCCAUCCCGGUCUGAGCGGCUCAGCUGCGGCGGGACUUGCGCCUGGUAUGUCUUUGUCUGCCGGCUCGUCUCCUCUCCACUCGCCCAAAAUCACUCCCCACACCUCACCCGCCCCCCGGCGCCGUAGCCACACCCCUAACCCCAACCCAGCCAAUUACAUGGUGCCCACCACGGCGUCGGACCCAGGAGCCGCCGCCCACAUCAUCCAAAAGGAGACCGUAGGUGGAACCACCUACUUUUACACCGAUAACACCCCCGCUCCCAUGGCUGGAAUGGUGUUUCCAACGUACCAUAUCUACCCACAAACUGCGCCUCACGUGGCGUACAUGCAGCCCAAAGCCAACGCUCCGUCCUUCUUCAUGGCUGACGAGCUCAGACAGGAGUUGAUCAACAGGCAUUUGAUAACGAUGGCCCAAAUCGAUCAGUCUGAAAACCCAGGAGUCCCAUCUGAGGUGGACAGCUACCAUAGCCUCUUUCCGCUGGAGCCUCUUCUGCCCCCCAACCGCCUCCAGAAAACCAGCAACUUCAGUUACAUCACUUCCUGUUACAAGGCAGUCAACAGCAAAGAUGACCUGCCUUACUGUCUCAGGAGGAUACACGGCUUCAGGCUGGUGAACACCAAGUGCAUGGUGCUGGUCGACAUGUGGAAGAAGAUCCAGCAUUCCAACGCCGUCACUCUCCGUGAAGUCUUCACCACCAAGGCUUUUGGAGAUCACUCGUUGGUGUUCUCGUACGACUUCCACGCCGGGGCCGAGACCAUGUACAGCAGGCACUUCAACGACCCGACGGCUGACUCUUACUUCACCAAGAGGAAGUGGGGUCCUCAUGAGCCUCCUCCUCCUCGGCAGCAUGCGGGUCUGCUGCCCGAGUCUCUGAUCUGGGCCUAUAUCGUGCAGCUGAGCUCAGCCCUGCGCACCAUCCACACCGCCGGCCUGGCCUGCAGGGUCAUGGACCCCAGCAAGAUCCUCAUCACUGGAAAGACUCGGUUACGGGUGAACUGUGUAGGAGUGUUUGAUGUCUUAACAUUUGACAAUAGUCAGACCAACCACUUGGCCCUCAUGCCCCAGUACCAGCAAGCAGAUCUGAUCUCUCUGGGGAAGGUGGUGUUGGCACUGGCCUGCAACUCUCUGGCUGGCAUUCAGAGAGAGAACCUGCAGAAAGCCAUGGAGCUCGUGUCCAUCAACUACUCAUCCGACCUCAAGAACCUCAUCCUGUACCUGCUUACGGAGCAGAGUCGCCUGCGCAGCGUCAACGACAUCAUGCCCAUGAUCGGAGCCAGGUUUUACACCCAACUGGACGCCUCUCAGAUGAGGAACGACGUCAUCGAGGAAGAUCUGGCCAAGGAGGUGCAGAACGGCCGCUUGUUCCGCCUUCUGGCCAAACUGGGAACCAUCAACGAGAGACCAGAAUUCCAGAAGGAUCCGACGUGGUCAGAGACGGGGGAUCGCUACCUGCUGAAGCUCUUCAGAGAUCACCUGUUCCACCAGGUGACUGAAGCAGGCACGCCCUGGGUCGACCUGAGCCACAUCGUGUCUUGUCUUAAUAAACUGGAUGCCGGAGUUCCCGAGAAGAUCAGCCUGGUGUCGCGGGACGAGAAGAGCGUUCUGGUGGUGACCUACUCCGACCUAAAGCGCUGCUUUGACAGCACCUUCCAGGAACUGCUGGCUGCCUCCAACGGCUCGCUGUAGCGCCCCUCACAGGCAUGGGGUGGGACUGCCUGAAUCGGAGCACAUUGCACUACAGUGAACAAAGACGGGCGCAGCUCGAAAACGAUCUUAAACCGCCGGAACGGAGCCAGCUGGUUGCUCACCUCCAGUCAGAUACACUGUCCUAAAAGGAAGUUGUACUUUUUUUGUUUGUUUGUUUAUUUUUUCCUAAAGUGUAUUUUUUUAAGUUUUCCUAAACUCACAGCUGCUGAAUUCUGAACAUGUUUGAAGGCUGUGAUGAAUUUUUUUAGACUUCGGGGAACAACAUCAUUGUCGAUAAGAAAAAACAUUUAAGGACAAAUUUCCUGCUUUUAUUUUUCUUAGUUUUUAUUUUAUUUUUUUUCCAUUGGAGGAUGCACUAAGAAUUUUAAGUUUUUCUUUUAAAAACAAAACAAAACACAAAAAAAAUCAUGUGAGUUGUGUCCAGAGGGGGAUGAGGGUGAUGCGUGAAAAGGACGAGGACAAGGACAAGGUUUCCGGGGGGAGGGGAAGAAAAGCGAUCUCCUCUUUAGGCACUGCGAGUCGGGACAGACCACUUGUGCAGAAACCAGACCACUUUUUUGCCUCCAAUGUCAUUUAGGUAGGACGUACCAUUGUGCUUGUAAGAGAGGGGUGGGGCGGCCAAAUCGCUACUGACCACUGUUUGAAUGUGUGGUAUGGUAUGGUGUGUGUGUGUGUGUGUGUGUGGUAUGGUAUGGUAUGUUCCCGGUGACCCCCUCCACCGCCACACCCUCGCCAGCCAUUGAGAAGGUCGCUGCAUUACUGCCUGGGGUCUCGCGCUCUGUCCAUGUAACUUUAAUGGCACUGACAAAGGGGUACUUUCUCCCGUUGCUGUGUAAGACUUCAUCAGACUUUUAUGCAACCUCCAUUCAUUUUUAUUUUUUUUUCCUAUUAUUAUUUUCUUGGAUGCUUUUUGCCAUGUGAUAUGAAUCAAGAAUUGUGAGAAUGGAUUUUUUUUUUUCGUUUGUUUGUUUGUCUUUUUUUCAAUCAGGCUUUUUAGGUCUGGAAAGGAACCAAAGAACUGGACCACGUUUAGGAAGGGAACCAGUUCUGCCUCUGUGGAAUGUCCUCUCCCUCUGCCCCCUUUUUGUGGAGCAACCAUUUAGAUCACGCUCACCUCUCUCUUUCUUUCUUUCUUUCUUUCUUUCUUUCUUUCUUCCCCCCUUCUAACCCCACCCUGUUUUUUUUUUUGUUUUUUUUAAAGCCAUCAUGGUCUUGAGGCUGAUGGUCAUAUUUUUCGUACUGUAUCAAUAGCUCUUAAGUGAUGGUUCUUUUUUUCCUUUUCUUUUUCACACCCAGCUCUUGUGCAGUGUUGCAUGAUGGGAUAUUAGGGAACUCUCACUCUGACCCGUCCAACUAAGCCCACUGGGAAGAGGAUGGUGGUCAGUGUGAAAGUUGUGUUUGAACACAUUUCUCACCUGAAAGAUCUCGUAAUGGCAACAUGCCGGAAAAGCAGAAAAUCCAUCGGGCAAAACAGCAGGUAACAGCAGGUGGGGGUGUGUGGUGGUUUUUGUUUGUUUGUUUUGGGGGGGGGGUGUGCAGUGAGGGCAGGAGGUUUGGGCUUUGUGUGUAGAGGUGGUUGUUUUUGCACUCGGAGCGGUUUUCGGCAUUCUCUCAGGACGACUCGACACAAUUGAAGCCAAUGAUUGAAUGUGUUUUGACCCGUCAUUGGUGCCCCCUCUUUCCAAUCAUGAGUCGAGCUACAGUGGAAACGUGACGUGAGCAGGUCUGGCUGAGCCACACUGAACAUGGAGAAGGUUAGGAUGGAGCAUGUUAUACUGAGCUGAUGUGAGGAUGCUGUGAUUCCGGUUAUACUUUUCAGUUGUUUUGUUUUAUUUUAUUUUUUUUCGUUUUUGUGAUGGUCAAAACAGCAGUGAAUCUGGUGCCAAGCCUCUUAUUAUUCUUCUUUUAAAAUCCAAAAUACACAAACGAGUCCUUCCAGCGAAUCCCAGCCAACACACAGCUAAUUCUCAUAUCAUGAGUAUCAUGACCCUAUUCCCCCAAGGAUCACACUCCAGUAAAAUGUGUGCUAACCCUUACACACACACACACACACACACACACACACGCACACACAUGAAAUAUCUUAGUACUUUUAAUGCCCUAUUGUGUUUCAUUGUCUCACAUUUUGCAAUAUUUGUGUGUACAACAGUAUUUUAAUAAAGAAUACAAAACUUUACAAAGAGAUCCAGUGUAUUUUUGUUUGUCAUAAGAGACUCUUAACACCAUGAUUUUUAAUAGCUUGGAUUUUAUCUAGUAAGGGUUUAACGGAGUUAAAGCAUCAGUACGUUACACCAAGGGUGUUAACACACACACACACUUAAUUGAUAUUAGACCGAUACAAAUAUACAACAAUAAAUGAAGAUUUUUUUAAGGAGCCUAUAGCAAGUAAAUCAGUGGUAAUUUCUAAUGUAUAUGCAUAGUGUAUUGCAAGUAUUCACUCCCCUUUAACUUUCCUUCACGUUUUGUAGCUUGGAACUGAAUCAGAUUUUGUCCAGAUUAUAGAAACCUUACACACACAUCACCCUGAGCUCAGAGCAUGGUGGUGGUGGCAGCAUCACUUGCCCUAUAGGCUUUAUUAGGAAUGAUUUCUGAGGAUUUCAGGAAACAGCUGCACUUGUAUUGAGAUCAGAUGAUUUGGGCUGUGUCUCAAUCUGCUCUGAUUAGGGAGUAGGCCAUUUUAUGGGGCAAAAGCCUUCCAUUCCCUACAAAUAAAGGAAGAUCAGUUUGGGAGCAUUGAUGCACACUAUGAUCCCUUAGUGAAAAUGGUGUGUAAAAAAAAAACAAGAAUCAAGGGGAAGAUGUACAAGACGGUGGUGUGACCGGCCAUGCUGUAUGGUUUAGAGGCAGUGACACUGAGGAAGAGACAGGAGGCAGAGCUGAAGAUGUUGAGGAGUGACAUGGUCUUUGGGAGUGACACGGUUGGACAGGAUUAGGAACGAGUACAUCAGAGGGACGAAGUUAGGGAGGCCAGAUUAAGAUGGUUUGGAUAUGUUCAGAGGAGGGAGAGUGAGUAUACUGGUAGGAGAAUGUUGGAAAUGGAGCUGCCAGGCAAAGAGCGGCAAAGAGGCAAAGAGGAGGUAUAUGGAUGGAAUAAAUGAGGAUAUGAAGCUAGUGGGUGCAAGUGUUAAGGAUGCAGAACAUAGGGAUAGGUGGAGAGAGACGAUUCGCUGUGGAGACCCCUGAAGGGAAAAGGCGAAAGAAGAAGAAGAUAGUGCCUGAAUGUGGGUACAUUAUAUACUGAUUUACAAACUAGGGAUCUGAUUGAGACACACCCUCUAUUUAACAUAACGUGACCUCUCGAUUGUUUGGGUUUUUAUUUGUAAAAUAGGAAAAGUUGCAGUGGGGGUGAAUACUUAUGUACAUCGAAUGUCUAUAUAUAUGUAUAUAUAUAUAAAAAAUCAACAUAAAUAUAUACUGUUUUAAAUGCAUGGCUAAGUGAGAACGAGUGUAAAUAAAUAAACAUGUAGUAGACGUCCAGCAUU